AUGUAUAUAUUAGAUAAUAUAUCCUAUUCAAAUUUUAAAACAUUAAUAUUAAAUAAUAUUAUAAUAUUAUUAAAUAAAAUAAUUUAUAAUUCUAAAAAUUUUAAAUUUUUUAAAAAAUUAUUUAAUAUAACUUAUUAUCCAUCAUUAGUACAAUUUUCAUCUUCAAAAUUAAAUAAUAUUUCAAAUAAUAUAUAUAAACCAAUAAAUAAUUUAUUAUCUAUAUAUAUACCUAUUAAAUUAAAUUUUAUUACAUUAAAUAAACAAAUUAAAUUUUUAUUUAAUAUAUUAAAUAUACCAAAAAUAUCUUCAACAAGUUAUUUAACUAUAAAAGGUAUUAAUAGAAUAUCUUUACCUUCUUUUAAUAGUUUAUUUAAAUAUUAUACAAAUAAAAAAAAUUUAAUAACAUUUUUUUAUAAUAAAACAUAUUCAAUAAAAAUAAAUUCAACAAAAUUUAUAACUAUAAAUUUAGAUUUAAUAAAAGGUAUAAAUUAUAAUUUUAAUUUUUUAUAUUUAUAUAACUUUAAAUUUAAUAAAAAAAAUAAAAAAAAAAUAAAUAAAAAUUAUAAUAAUAUAUUUAAUUUAGAAUUAUUUAAAAUAUUUACAAAUACAAUAACAUAUUUAACUUAUAAUUAUAAUACUAUAAAUUAUGAUUCUUUAUGUUAUAAAUUUAUUUUAAAUUAUAGUGAUUAUAUAUUAAAAUCUAUUUCAUAUUAUAAACAUAUAUUAUUAUUAAAAAAUAAUAAAAUAUUAAAAUAUAAUAAACACUCUUCAAUAAGUGAAAUUAUUUUAAAAGAAAAUAUUUUAACACAUCCAUUAUUUCAAAUAAUAGAUCAAACAAAUUGUUUAUGUGAGUUAAUAUAUCAAUAUAAGAUUCAUAUGUCACAUGAAACAAUUUAUAAUAAAUUUUCUAUAAUUAGAAAUAUAAGACUAAUAAAAGGAGAUUAUAUAACUAAAUUAAGUCCAUUAUCUACAAAUGAAGGUGAGUCUGCUGGUAUUAUAUCAUCAUUAAUAUAUUUAAAUUCUUUACAUAAUAAAAAAUUAAGAACUAUAUUAAAUAAAUCUAAUAAAUUAUUUAAUACUGUUAAAUUUGAUUCUACUUCAUUAACUUUUAAUAAAAAUUAUUUAAUACAUAAUUAUAAUAAUUUAAAAAAAUAUUAUAAUAUUAAUAUAAAUAAUUUUAAUGAAUUUGGUGAAUUUAAAAUAUCUAAUAAUAUAAAUAAUAAUAAAUUAUAUUCAACUUUAAAUGAAAUAUUAUCGAUAUCUGAAUCAAUAAUACCUUUUAUACUUAAUAAUGAUCCUUGUAGGGGUCUUAUGGGUUCAAAAAUGCAUUGUCAAGCGUUACCACUUAUAUAUCCGGACAUACCUAAUAUAUUUACAAAAAAUAAUAAAAUAAAUAAAAUUACUAAAACAAAUUGUAUAAUUUCCUAUUCAUCUGGUAUUGUAAUAAAUGUAAAUAAAUAUAAAAUAAUUAUUCAAGAUAUACAUAAUAGAAUAAUUACAUAUUAUAUAAAUCCAAUAAAAAUAAAUAAUUAUAAUCAUUCUUAUUUAAAUCAUAUAUUAGUGUGGCCAGGUGAUAAAGUAACUUAUGGUAAAAUAUUAGUUACUAAUAAAAAUUAUAUUAAUUUAGAAUUAUCUUUAGGAAAAAAUAUAUUAAUUGGUUAUUGUAAUUAUUUUGGUAAUGAUCAUGAAGAUGCUAUAAUAUUAAAAAAAAAUUUACUUUAUAAUGACUGUAUGUUAUCAAUAAAAUUUGAUAUUUAUGAAACAUUUAUAUUAAAUUAUAAUAAUUAUUCUGAAUUUAUAAACACAAAACUAAAUAAUUAUAAUAAGUUGUUACUAGAAAAUAAUAUUAUAAUACCAAAAAUAAAAUUAAUAUUUAAUAAUUAUAAUAAUAAUAUUAAACUUUUACCAAAUAUAAUAUUUAAUAAUCAUAUACCUAUUAUAUAUAAAUUUAUAAAAAUAACUAAAGGAAAUUCAAGUAGAAUUAUUAAAAUAGAAUCUAUAAUUAAAGAUACUUUUAAUAUUAAUAAUAAUAAAAAUUAUAAUAUUAAAAUAAAUAUAAUAACAAUUAAUUUUAAUAAAUUAAAUGUUGGUGAUAAAUUAUGUGGUAGGCACGGUAAUAAAGGAGUUAUAUCUUGUAUUUUAGAUGAUAUAAAUAUUCCUUAUACAAGUUUUGAUUUAAUUCCAGAUAUAUUAAUAAAUCCUAUAAGUUCAAUAUCUAGAAUGAAUAUAGGGCAAAUAUUGGAAGGUUCUUGCGGUUUUUAUACUUUUUUAAAUAAGUCUAGAUUAAAUGUUCCCUAUUUUAUAAAUACAUCUAAAUUUAUAAAUAAUUUUAUAAGUUCAUUUAAUUCUUUAUAUAAAUAUAAAUUAUUACUAUUUAUAAAUUCACAUAAAAUUUCAAAAAUAUUUGUUAAAAAUCCUUUAUUAGGUUCUAGUUAUUAUAAUAAUAUAGUUAUAUAUUAUUCUUAUUUUUUAAGAUUAAGUCAUAUAAUUAAAAAUAAAAUUCAAUUAAGAUCAAUAGGUAAAUAUAAUGAAAUUACUCAACAACCUGAUAAUAAUAAAACUAUAAAUAAAGGUCAACGUUUUGGUGAAAUGGAAUUUUGGGCAUUAGAAGCUCAUGGUUCUUCUUUUAAUUUAAAAGAGUUGUUGUAUAUAAAAUCUAAUAAAUCUAAAUAUAAUAAUAAAUUAAUGAUAUCUGAUUCUUUUAAUUCAUUAUGUUUAGAAUUAAAUAGUUUAAACUUAAAUAUAAUAAAAAAUAAUAAUGACAUCAUAUUUUAA
Babesia microti strain RI is the source of this 2775-nucleotide messenger RNA. NCBI's taxonomy places the organism in Eukaryota, Apicomplexa, Aconoidasida, Piroplasmida, Babesiidae. The record is from the annotation of a RefSeq genome assembly.